AUGUCCGUCUGGCCCCUGGGGAUGGGAAAAGGGGUUGUUGUUCGUUUUACUGAUUCAUCAAAAGAACUCAGGGGUUUGCCUCCGUCUUACGUUCCGGGAUCACAUUUGGAUCCUUUGGCUGAUUCCCAACUACCAAACAACGGCACACUAAUGUGGAACAAGAAUGUUGAGGAAUCAAAUGUUUCACAGUUCACCUGCAACUCUGUGAACACACCCAAUGAAAAUGGCGACGGUGCUGAAAAGCCUGUAAGCAGAGCUAAAUUCCGUUACAUAAAAUUUGCUAGAUUUGUGAUAGCAUCAGUGUUCAUAGCAGUGACUAUUGUGGUGAUGUCUGCGGUGACUAUUAUGUAUCAGAAAGCUCCAGCUCCAGGUCCAAAAGCAGAGGAUUAUUCAAAAGAGUUCCAAUGUUUUCUGAGCUCAGAUAACACCACCACGACAUAUUGGAAAUUGAGAUUUAAUACAGCGAUAGUAAUAUUAUGUAAUUAUUCAGAAAACAUUGAACAAAUCAUCUCCAACUCAUCACUUCUCCUGGAAUUUAAUCCAAAUAUCUACCGCCUCCAAGCACAACAUUUUCCCGAGAUUAAUCAAACGCUACAGUCCGAAACGAUUUCGACUGGACGAUGGAUUAUCCGUUCUUUGCCAAUCAUAGAAAUUCGUGGGGGCCCAGUAAAUUGUGGUGAUGAAGGACAGUUUGUAAUAACAUUAAAAACGCCAAUAAGAAGUUAUAAACACCAGGUAGACGUUCAAAUCGAAAGUGAUCUUUCUUCAGUUCGAAUGAAAGUUGGUAAGUCAGCGGUGGACAAACAAUUUGAGAUCAGAUGCUCGUCAACAAGUGGAUGUACACCUGCAUCAAUUAAUUUGAUUGGAACUCUGGGAAAUACAACUUUUCCUCUAUAUGGAAUGAAUUUUACUUGUAUCACAACAUAUAACGGCGAUGAUGGUUGGUCCGUAGGUUGUACUGGAAGUAUUCCCGAAAGUGUUGUGAGUUCCAUUGACGAGAUCACGUGCCGCCCUGUUCUUCAAAACCAGACAGAGGCUGACGAAGCGGAAGCUAAAAUUUCAAAAGAAGUUUUAGUUUGUAACGACAGUUUAAAUUGUAGUUUUGACUGUUCUGAAGAUAAUCAGGACAGGUAUUAUUCAGAUCCGAAAUUUUGCAACAUUUUCCACCGCUGUGAGGACGAUAGACUCUACACAGCUCCCUGUGGUAAGGGUGCAUACUUCUCUACUCAAGCCUGCGUCUGCAGCCAUAUUGAUGACGUCAUAAAGGAAAUGGGCUGCGAUAGGGAUGGGAUGCGACUUAACGUAGAAAACGUAAAAACGCUAUGCACGGAUGCUACUGGAAGUUAG
Magallana angulata is the source of this 1347-nucleotide messenger RNA. RefSeq lists its product as uncharacterized. Lineage: Eukaryota; Metazoa; Mollusca; Bivalvia; Ostreida; Ostreidae. Gene Ontology annotation, cellular component: extracellular region. The transcript is spliced from 9 exons. Gene Ontology annotation, molecular function: chitin binding. The coding region runs from base 1 to 1347 and encodes 448 amino acids. The record is from RefSeq and is a predicted model, not a curated record.